AUUAGCACCUUGUUCAAAGACGAAAAAAAACAAAAGAAAAGAAAGGAAAAGAAAAGAAAAACAAGACAUUUUUUAAAUCUUGGCGUUUAUCAAAAUUUUCGAUAUGGUCUCUUCAUGAAUUUCGCACAAAUUUUCUUACGCUUGAUCUUAAAAAGAAACAGAAGCAAAAGAAGAAGAAAACAAACGCAUAAAUACAAACAAAUAUUAAUACAAAAUUCAUUCACAAUUAAUAUUUCUCACGCUUUUCCAGCUACCGUUUGUAACUGAAAUCUCUGUGCUAAAUUUUUCCUAAGAAUCAAAACUAGUAUACUUAUACAUACAUACAUACAUACAUAUUUAACUGACGGAUAACGGUACUUACUCUAAUACUAUAUACGAGCAUGAUCUGAACAAUUUUUGAACUUAACAGAAGAAAAGAAGAGAAAAGUAAAUAUCAAUUUAUCAAUUUAAGUAAAUUAAAUUUUUAAUAUUUUCGAAUAUUUUUAUCCACUUUCAUCUUCGUGUUAAGAUCAAAAAUUGUUUGUCAUUAUUUUCGUAUAUAUAUACAUCUGACCAUAUAGACCAAUCCAACAUUUAUGUAUGCAAACGCUCAGCUGUGCUCGUAUUUUAGAACCAAUUAAUAUGUAAUUACAAAAAUAAAGACCUAAAAAGAUAGAAACCGAUAUAGAUAAAUAAUAAUAAAAAUCAGACAAGUAAUGCUUGAAAAUGAAUGUGUGUUUAAAUACCCUAUAGAAUGGAAUGGGUAUAUUGACUUGGACUACAUCAUUAAGUUUCCAUUAGCAUAUAGAGCAACCUCUGUCCUAUCUGGCCUUUUUGUCUCUUUGCUUGUGAGUUGGUAUAUAUAUUCUGUAUGACUCUAAUAAUAUAUUUCUAUUAUAUACAUAUAUUACCUUUGUCAAGUAUGAAAUUUUUGCUCAGGGUAUUUUUUAGUCGUGCUCUUCCAUCCAAAACACUCUUACUUCUUUUCAAAUAUGCUUCAGUGGCAUGCAACGGUUGACACCCUUUUUGGAUACAUCUCGGAGAUUUCUAGCCCAGUUGCAAGACUCAGCUGCAGUAGUCGCUGCACAACAAUUGGAGAAACAAGAUGAAACACUUUGUGGCCAGGCUGUGGUUGCUGCUGGCAGUGAGCCACUUCAGCAUCACAGAGUGGGUUGAGAUUGCACACUCUCAGACACGACCACUUGCCAGCUCCAAUAGCAAUAGCAAGCAGGAGGCAGUUGAGCGAAAUGCCAACGGCGAAGGCUUCAGCACGCCCAGCGCCGUCUGGCUGGAAUAUCAGCGGGAACGUUUUGGCUUGCGCAACGGUCAGAGCAAUCCUUUGGUGGUUAGCGAUGCGGACGGACUGAAGCACAGCUCACAGAUCGUGGUACCCAACAACAGUCAGGUGAUUCAUGCCCGGACCAAGCUGGUUGUGAAAAACAGUUCCAGUAGUCCGCCAGUGGAGGUAAAUGUGGUCGUUACCCCUAAAGUGGAGACAACAUCGCGUCGGCACUCGUCGCAUGUGGAGAGCGCCGAGGACGUCGAUGAGGUUGAGGAGACAGCCACCGAGCAGUCGGACAGCGAGGAUGAUGAGGACCUACUUCUGCCCACUAUGCAGGGUUUUCUGAAAUUCCUCAAAAAGAUGCAAAUCGGCUGGAUUAAGAAGUCUGCGCUCAACAUAGAAAAUAAAAUUAAAUUACUGAAGCAGCUGCGAGAUAAUUUUAUGAAAGUUAUUGAGCAACAGUUCUCGGUGCUGUGGCAACCAACGGAGCGGCACAGGCGCAGACGACGCGGCCUGUUGGAUGAAUCCAAUUUAGAAUUUCCACCGGAAGCAGCGCUAAUGAGUAUUAAUUUUUUAACGUUUGCAGUAUUUUUAAUCAAAUUAGUGCUGCAAGUGGUAAAAAUAGUUAAAAGCAAGCACUACAACUUCGCGGGCUUUAACAUAAACGCAAAUGUUCGGAGUCCUUAA
This is a messenger RNA of Drosophila mojavensis, 1948 nucleotides long. RefSeq lists its product as uncharacterized. The record is from RefSeq and is a predicted model, not a curated record. NCBI's taxonomy places the organism in Eukaryota, Metazoa, Arthropoda, Insecta, Diptera, Drosophilidae. The transcript is spliced from 3 exons. The coding region runs from base 1085 to 1948 and encodes 287 amino acids.